Python bivittatus (Burmese python) is the source of this 4887-nucleotide messenger RNA. Lineage: Eukaryota; Metazoa; Chordata; Lepidosauria; Squamata; Pythonidae. The record is from RefSeq and is a predicted model, not a curated record.
AUACCGUAGCCUCAAGCAGUUCAAUGUGGACAUCUGCCAGACCUGCUUCUUGACGGGACGAGCCAGCAAAGGCAAUAAGCUCCAUUAUCCCAUUAUGGAAUACUAUACAAUGACCACUUCUAGUGAGAACAUGAGGGACUUUGCUACCACCUUGAAGAACAAGUUCCGUUCAAAGCAGUAUUUCAGCAAGCAUCCCCAGAGAGGAUACCUGCCAGUCCAGUCAGUGCUGGAGGCAGACAUUGUUGAAACGCCAGCCUCUUCUCCGAUGUUACCACAUGCUGACACCCAUUCUCGGAUUGAGCAUUUUGCUAGCAGGCUUGCAGAGAUGGAAAGUCAGACUUCUUCUUUUUACAAUGACAACCUUUCUCCAGAUGAUAGCUUGGAUGAAGAUCAGUAUCUUUUGCGCCAUUCCAGCCCUGUCACAGACCGAGAACCUAUCUCCAGCCAACAGGCCCAGAAUGGCACCAGGACAGAUGAUAAAGGAGAAUUGGAAAGAAUUUUGGCCCACCUGGAGGAUGAAAACAGGAUCCUUCAGGGGGAGCUGAGACGUCUGAAGUGGAAGCAUGAAGAGGCAGCCGAAUCAGCAGAAGGAGCUCCAGAAACAGCGCAGGAUCCACACAGCGAAGAGCUAUUGGCAGAAGCCCGGAUUCUUCGACAGCACAAGACCCGCUUGGAGACCCGGAUGCAAAUCCUGGAGGACCACAACAAGCAACUGGAAUCUCAGCUGCACCGCCUAAGAGAAUUACUUCUUCAGCCACCAGCAAAUUCCAAAGAAGAAGGCUCUGCCACUUCAACUGUGGCUUCCUCUCCCCAACCGUCAGAAGAGAGUCAGCCUAAGGAAAAAGAUGCUAGUACUCCAAACACAGAAAUGGCAGAUGAAGUAGAGGUAAAUUCCCAGGAUGUCAGCCUGUGUCUAGAAGAUAUCAUGGAGAAGUUGAGGAAUGCUUUUCCCAAUUCUGGAGGACAAAGAUCUAAACCCUUGGCCUUGUUGAAGAAGUCUUUCAAGUUCUCCUAGAGACUUAGAAUUGGCAGCUGCUGGUCCAACUUCCCUAAUCUAACACCUCCUGAAGGCAAGAGGCUUUGUCUAACCAGUUCUUUGGCAACUGCUAUUCUCUUUUCUCCUCACUUCUGUCUUUCCCUCAUGUGGUGGGCUUCACCCGCAUCCUCAAUGGAGAGUUAAUCAGAAUCUGUGCAAGCUUUGACUCCCUGGAGACGACUGCUUAGUAACUCCAGAGUGCUUGCCAGAAGAGUGAUCCAGGAGCAGCCAGAGUUCAGAAGAAGUCAAAACCUGGUGCCAAGAGAGGCCCGGGUUCCAGGGAACUCUGGAAGGGUACAUUGAAGGUGAGGGGACAAAUCUUUCUCAACAAAACACAAAGAAACGCCAGUGGUGUUUUCUCCUCUACAGUCUGAAUUGUUGCCUUUUGUGAGGUCAGUCUGGAGCUGAAGUGACCUACAGAGGAUUUGGCCCAGCCUGUGGUCAAAUAGUGGUUUAAGGUAGCAGAGACUGGAGUUAGUUUCAUAAGAACUGAUUGACAGAUAGAUAUAAAAAACACGAUUUAAGAACAAGAGAAGAAAAUUAUGUUUAGAGUUUAGUGUAUUGUGAAAUGAACUUGCAAGUGACUGGGUAUUUCCAUAUCUAACACGCUCAGUGGAAAGUGACGGAACAGAUCGGAAGAAAUCUCACAGAAAUAGAAGAGAGAGAACAGAUUUUGGAAACACAUCGUUUUAGCAGCAGCAGCAGCAGCCUUAUGAGUGAUAAGCUUUAUAACAAAAAGCCUUAUAGUUUUAUUUGGGGGUGUGUGUCUACACAAGUGCACGCACGUGUGUGCGCACGCACACACAUAUAUAAAUACAAUGUUAUCUAUAUUGUAUUUAAGUGCUGUCAUGGACUCCAUCAUGCAUUAAAUUCUAAUUCCUGGUUGUGUGUUCAUUUUGGCUUGCCUCUUUUGAUCUGUUUCAAAUGCUGAUGCUGCUGUUAGGUUUGGUUUCUGUUUUUAACGUACUGAAAGGAAACUCUCUGCCUGCUCCUUUUUGCUCUAGCAGGGUUUUCAAAAAGGCUAGCUUUGCCUGCUUCCUUUUGGCACUGGAUUGCUCUCCCUCGGAAUGACUUUGGAGCAGGGAGUGUUGGGUGGCUGGCCUUUUUUUCAUCCACUGAUUUAUUUGCACAUUGUGACAUGGAACCCAUGGCCGUGGAUCAGCUGAGGCCAUGCAAAGUGCAUGGGGUGAGCUGUUCUCCUGCACCUUCACUCAGUAUGGAGUAAAUCAUACAGUUAAAUCAUAAUUGACGGGAAUGCUAUCCACAGUCUUGUGCUUAUGGAACCCCUUGCAUAUUUUAUUUCUGUCCUGCAAAAUUGCAGUUGGUCAGAAGGACUGAGAAGAUGUGCCCAAGAAAACAUAUGCACACACUGGAUAAAUGUUGCACGCUUAUCGCUGCUGGCGUGUAAAUGUAAGACAACAUGGUCCUUCUUGGAAUAAUUCAAGACAUUUUAAGUUUCCACUGACUUGUAAUAAAUACACGUCGAUGUGUGAGAUCGCGAGAUGGAAAUGUUAUCUCCAGUUUCUCCCACUAAGAGAAAGGCACGGAUGGGUGGUUUUUGUGAGAGUUUCUACAUUCAUCGAGGUAAAGAAGAGAACGAAAUAGGCAAAAGUGUUUGUAUGCAAAACAAAAGUUCAGGCAGGUAGAGAUUAUGGUCCAGGCAAGUCUGCUUCCUGUGGUUGCAUCCUGUGCCAGUUUUGGUGAGUGUGGAAAGCGUGCACCCACAUCAGCCUGAGAUUCAGUGUGCAUCUUGUCACAGUAUUGACACAUUUGUACCAGUCAGGAGCAGCAUUGCAGAUAAUGGUUGUGUACCACUUUUCGGUUGAAAGUGAAACCGAUUGCCAUCUUUCUGACUCAUUUGUCAGAUUUCAUCCCUUACUUGUUUCUGGAGAUCUGCUAAAGCGGUUGGCAUCCCACCGCUCAACAAGGUCCUCUGAAGGUGUGCAUAUAUUGCUUCUGUUCAGUGGGAGGGCAUGUAUGACAAAUUUUCUGGAGAAAAAGGAGGCAACGAUGGCUGUUGGAAUAUUUAGGCAUCAGGGAGUGUGUAUUUACAACCCUGAAUUAAAGGCUGACAAACCUUGAAUUAAAUAUGGGUUAGUUGGAGAUUGUGGACUAUGAUUUGUUGUAAAGCAAACAUCAGUUAUACAACCUGGUUUUCAGUCAAGUAUGUUGGAAGGUUUGCAUAGCAUGGAAUUUAAUGUGGAGGGUUUGGAGCAGGUUCUCUGUAUAUAGCAUUUAACUUUGCAGAGCAUGGAUUGAAGGGCAUAUCUGUUCAAAAAGAAGGUGCGCUUUUUGAGGACUCUCUUAGAAAGUUGCACGACUUUGGGCGCUCUUAUGUUAAAGUUGUUGCUUUAGCAGUAGAAACUACACCUUGGGUUUUAGUUUUCAGUUGAUGGUGCCAAGAAUGGUUCUGUCGCUUGCCAGUUCUUCAUUAUAACACUGUGUAUUGUUAAGAAGGCUACGUAUGUCGAAAAUAGUGUAAGCCGGGAAGAAUGCCGUAGCAUGUAAGGUUGCAUUAUAAAGUGGGGGAGGGUGUUAGUAGAUUGGGGCAGCAUGUUGAAUAUUGGGUAGGGUUCCAUGGAAGAAAUAUUUAAAGAAGGUCUGUGAUGGUGGUAGCUAUGGAAGGAGGCAAAUUGGGUCGGGAGGGUUGUCUGGAUUUGCAGACACUCUGCAGGAGGCUGUGUUGAAUGGGAGCUCUAACGAGAGAUGUUAUGCCAGCCUCUUGGAACUGAUGCCUUUUGGAUGUGUUAGGCUUCAAUUCCCAUUAUUCCACUCCUGCACCUGGCCAGCCCUAUCUAUAUUUCACAUUUUAAACCAUGGUUUUUCUCCAGGGAAACCUGAGCAAUGUCCUUCCAUAAGAGCCAUAUGUUUUCCUGCUACUUGUUUCCUACCGAUCUAAUAGAGUUUCAGUAUCAUGUGUUUGCAACUGGUCUACAUUCCCUUUCUAGAUGCUUCUUGAAGUUACUAGGAUUAGGAACCAGAAGUUGGCUUGGGAAAUGUAAUGUUACAAAGGUUUGCUUAACUUUGUGAAUAAAGGUUUCCUUGAACUCCUAAAGGAGGGAGGAACAUAAUCUUCCUUUGUCUUGUCUCUAGCGGUAGGUGACUGAGUACUAUUUUCAGCAGUUCCCAUGAAGAAAUUACUUUCUAGGGACCGUCUCCUGAAAGUCAGCCUAACAUUCUUCCAUUAACCCAGUUACUAUGAUUGCUUUCUUCCAUGAUGCUCUGGGAGAGCAGAGGACUUCCGUCACUAAUUCCUCCUGGCAUUCGUAGUAUUCCUAUUCAUAAAUGUUAACCUACAUCUCUCUUAUCCAAAGUUGCAUUCAAUUUAAUACAAAGCCAACAAAUAAGAUCAGAUUGGACUUUCUUUUUCCCCUCACUCCUCUAUUUAGGAAAAAAAAAAAGCACUUUUGAGCACUGCAGAAUUUGGGUUGCCUUUUAAAUGUACGUUUAUUUUCCAGUUUUCAAACAGUGAACAGGGGGUAAAGUGUAAUUAUUUCUGAAAGGACUAAAGGAUGUAACACUUGGUGGUGCCCUUCCAAUGCAUGAUUAGGCCUGAUCCCUACUAUUACGUGUGCCAUUGCCAGCACCCAAUUCUCUGGAGAUGCAGAAUCCAUUGCAAGAGCUCUCCUUUGACCUUCCAGGGCUCCUUUUGUGGACCAUCCACAGAAGAGGAGCAGCCAAGAAUAAACUCAGAGCUUGGACAGAUUGGUGGUGGAAUGAGGGGAGGGAUCUCUGGGUUAAAGCAAGUGAAUGUGGGACCAAAUAUGGGAGGGUUUCUUUCUCUAAAGAUCGGGAGCUAAACUAAUCUUGACAGGUUAUAAUGUCUUCACUCAAGUCUUCUCCAUUUCUUC